This is a messenger RNA of Helianthus annuus (common sunflower), 2781 nucleotides long. RefSeq lists its product as uncharacterized. Bases 1 to 2781 code for a protein of 926 amino acids. NCBI's taxonomy places the organism in Eukaryota, Viridiplantae, Streptophyta, Magnoliopsida, Asterales, Asteraceae. The record is from RefSeq and is a predicted model, not a curated record. The transcript has a single exon.
AUGACGUCUAAUUCUUUCAACGUGUCUGGAACUGUGGGUAGUUCUCAAAAUCCUAUUAGCGAGCAGGGUUUGGAGGACUUAGGGUUUCAAUCGUUUACUGAAAGGCUGCAUGGGGAUAUCUUUAUCAGUUCGAAGGGCCCUAGGUUAUCGAAUGUCCAGGACAUGCGUGACAAAUCGUCUUUGUUCUCCAAGCCUCUAAAAAUUGAUGGCAAUCCGUUGUUACCAAGACGUGGGGUUAUUCAACAGGAGCCUAAGAUGAUUAAUAUCAUUGAUGAACUGGAAAAAGUUACUGUUCCAGUUCAUGAGGACAUAAAUACGGCUGAUCACAUAAGGGGGGAGGAACAUGUGAAGUGUGCUAAUACGAUGUCUUAUGCCGAUAAGGUCAAGAACACGUCCUCAAAGAAACGGGAAGUUAACUUUAGAAGUUUGGAUUCGACUGAGACCAAGCCGGAUGCUAAUGUGGUCAUUCCUCGAGAGGUAAUUCGUAAAGCUCAGGAUAAGUUUGAGAACGUUUUAUAUGGUUAUUUUCUGGGUAAUCGGCUUCCUUAUCCUGUUGUGGAAUAUUAUGCUAAGAAUGUCUGGGCAAAAUACGGGUUUGCUAAACUUAUGAUGAAUUCAGAGGGCUUCUUUUUCUUUAAAUUUGAUUCUAAAGAGGGUAUGGCGAAAGUUCUGGAAGGAGGACCGUGGCUGAUCCGGAAAGUGCCCUUGUUCUUAAAUGUGUGGUCUCCAUCAGUUAGCUUAAAGAGAGAGGGUAUUAAGUCAGUCCCGGUGUGGGUAAAACUCCAUAAUGUUCCUAUUGCAACUUACACCGAUGAUGGCCUUAGCUUAUUAGCGUCCAAGUUAGGUGUGCCAAAACGGCUGGAUGGCUAUACAGCCGAUAUGUGCACGGAAAACUGGGGGAGAAGCAGCUUUGCUCGGGCGUUGAUUGAAAUAACCGCGGAUAAAGAGCUUAAAGAUCAAAUUGUAGUUGCCAUUCCGAAGCUUGAUGAUGAUGGAUACAUUACUGAAAUAGUAGAUGUGGAAUAUGAAUGGAAGCCUCAAAGGUGUUCGUUAUGUUGUGUCUUUGGACACAAUGAUCAAGUGUGUGGGAAGAAUGAAAAUAAAAAAGCUAAGCAUGUGGUCGUUGAUGAGGUGGGUUUCAGGAUGGAUAAGAGGAAGACAGCUCGUAUGGGAGGGGUACCAAUGAAGCAAAAACAAAAGUUUAUGUAUAGGCCAAAGGUUAGCAAGGCUGACCCAAGUACUUCUGGAACAAAAGAUGGCCACGGGAUCAAGAAGACAUCGGAUAACGUCCAAGUGAGGAACUCGUAUGACUCUUUAUCGAAACUUGAUGGGCAGGAAUUGGAUACUGAGAUGGAUAACAGGAAAACGUGGAAAAGAACUCAGGGAAGCACGCUAAUGAUAAUGAGGAGGUGGUCGAUUCUAUACCAACUGAAACAGCCAGAUUUAUGCGGAAUAAUAAACAUGAAAAGGUUGCUGAGGGGGCAAGCACUCCCGGUCAGAGUGGUAUUGAUGGAUAGUAUUCUUACAUGGAACAUAAGGGGUUUGAACCAACCCCUGAAACAAAAUGAGGUUCGUCUUAUGCUGUCGGAAAAUAAGGUGUCUGUUUGUGCUAUUUUAGAAUCGCAUGUGGAGGUUGCUAAUCUGGAGAGGGUUUGUAAGAAGGUGUUCAGAAAUUGGAGUUGGACGUCUAAUGGGGGCCUUUGUGAUCGGGGUGCUAGAGUUAUCCUAGGGUGGAAUAGUGAUAUUGUGGAUGUCAUGAUUCUGUCACAGUCUGAUCAAGUCAUUCAUGCUCAAUUAUGGUCAAAAACUGGUAACACUAGUGUUUUCGGUUCUUUUGUUUAUGCAAAGAAUAAAUAUCAAGACCGAAGGGCUCUUUGGGAGAACUUAUGUGGGCAUGCGAUUUUGUGUAGGGAUAAGCCUUGGUUUGUCAUGGGCGAUUUUAACUCGGCUCUUCAUAUGGAGGAUUCGCUGUUUGGUACGUCAAUUCAAACUAUAGGUAUGCGAGAGUUUUAUGAUUGUGUCAAAAAUUCGGACCUGCUUGAUGUUAAGGGUCAUGGUAUGCAAUACACUUGGAACCAGAAGCCGAAGGAGGGGAUUGGCUUACUUCGUAAGAUUGAUAGGGUUAUGUGUAACGUUAAGGGUCUUGAUAUGUUUCCAGAAGCUUAUGUUAUGUAUCACGUGUAUCGUGUCUCUGACCACACCCCGUGUAUUUUAAAGCUAACCAAGGAGCCUAAAGUGUCUAAGCCGAAGCCGUUCAAAUUCGCGAAUUUCCUUACUUCUAAACCGGAUUUCAGAAUAUGUGUUGAGCGAGAGUGGGUGAAGACGGUUGAUGGGAUUUCUAUGUUCUCGGUUAUCACUAAGCUAAAAAACUUGAAGCCAGGUCUUAGGAAAAUCCUGAACCAGCAAGGGAAUUUGCAUUUAAAGGUGAGUGAGCUGCGUAAAAAGCUUGAUGAGAUCCAAAGAUUGCUAGACAAGAACCCUCUUGAUGUGGAGCUUCGUAAUAACGAGUCUGUUUGCCUAAAGGAGUUCCAGAUUGCGGCGUAUGAUGAGGAGUGUUUCUUGAAACAAAAAUCAAAGGUUGAGUGGCUUUGUGCUGGGGAUUCGAAUACGACAUUUUUUCAUAAUAGCCUGAAAUGCAGAAACGCUAGAAACAAAAUUCAUUGUAUUCGGGAUUUGGCUGGAACCCGAUAUGAAGGGGAUGAGGCUACGGACGCGUUAGUUAAUCACUACGCGGGUUUUUUAGGCACGGAGGAUCAAGUCUCUAGCAUUGUGACACUCUAG